This is a messenger RNA of Tilletiaria anomala UBC 951, 2526 nucleotides long. Its product is annotated as kinase-like protein. Gene Ontology annotation, molecular function: protein kinase activity; ATP binding. The record is from RefSeq and is a predicted model, not a curated record. Gene Ontology annotation, biological process: protein phosphorylation. Lineage: Eukaryota; Fungi; Basidiomycota; Exobasidiomycetes; Georgefischeriales; Tilletiariaceae. The transcript is spliced from 4 exons. The coding region runs from base 1 to 2526 and encodes 841 amino acids.
AUGGAUCGCUUCGACGUCAUCUCGUUCUCGGACUUGACCGGCCCCGACGGGAGCGACAAGUGGGUCAAGAUCGGUGGCGGCUCUUUUGGCGUCGUCUUCAAGGGCGAGUACCUAGGUACACAGGUAGCAAUCAAGGAGGUCCUGCCGAAUAACACGUACGAUGUCGAAAAGUACUUUGAGCGCGAGUGUGUGCUGAUGAAGGAAGCGCGACAUCCGAACAUUGUACAGUACAUUGGCCUCACCAAGUCACCAGAGCCUGAUGGCCGUAUCUACAUCAUCUCCGAAUUCGUCGGCGGCAACCUGCGAAGCUUCAUCGCUGAUACACGAAAAGCGUUCCCGUGGCGCCUGCGCCUUUCCUUCGCGACGGAUAUUGCGCGCGCGCUUGCGUAUCUGCACGCGAGGAACUGCAUGCAUCGCGACCUCAAGGGCGAGAACCUGCUGAUCACUGCCAAUGACCGCAUCAAAGUCUGUGACUUUGGCUUUGCGCGCAUUGCCGCGCGCAAUGAGGAAGAGAUGCGGCGGAUCAGCUACUGCGGCACAGACGGCUACAUGUCGCCUGAGAUUCUGAUGGGCAUCGACUUUUCGCUCCCCUCGGAUAUUUUCUCGCUCGGCAUCAUCUUCUGCGAGAUCCUCUCGCGGCACCUCGUCGACGCCAACACAUUCAAGCGUGAGAUGCCCUCGUUCGGCGUUAACGCCGAUGAGGUGUACGACUUGGCGUCUGACGGUUGUCCGCCCGAGUUCAUCCAGCUCGCGCUCGACUGCGUCGACGAGGACCCCGCGCGCCGACCCGGCAUGCGCGAGGUCGUGCGGCGUCUGCGCCUCAUCGAGAGCGAUGUCGUCCGUCGCGAGAUGGAGCAGGCUCAGAAGGCGGGCGAGGCAGCGCUGGCGUAUGCCGUCGGAAGCAUACGCGGCAGCUCGCUGCAUGCCGUCAUGGGCUCCAAGGCCGGCGGAAAGCAGCGCAAGGGCGCAGCAGCAGCAGGCGGUAAGGGUGGCAAGGCUGAUCGGCAUGGGCUCUCGCCCAAGAUGCCGAGCUUUAGCGGACAGGUGGACGUCAAGGCAAGCAAUGCGGCAGUCGCAGCAGCGAAGGAGAAGCACCUGCGGCGCACACCGUCGGAAGACAGCACCAGCUCGGAUGACAUGAAUGAGGCUAUUGCCGCGCUAGAGCAGAUUGGCAUCGAUACCAAAGACCCUGUGAGCGGCGAGCACGUCCCGCUCAACCUGGCAGCGGGCAGCAAGGUCUCGUUAACGCUGCGCAGAGGCGGCAAGAUCAGCAUUGUCGAUACCAUUAAGGCCGGCUCGACGUUCAAGGUCUCCGGCCAUGGCAACCCGUGGUGGAGCGACGACGAACGCGAAUCGCUGCCCAGCAUCAACGCCAGCUGGAUUAAAGGCAAGGGUGUAGCGCCAGCGUCUGUAGGUGCUGGAGAGAGCAGCAGCAUCAUCAACAUCGACGCAACUCCACCAGCGCGAUUGUCCUCCAUUCUUACCGUCAAGGGCGGCGACAAAGACGCUGAUUACAGCACCUCUGUCAUUCGCUCCAGCAAGGUUUCCCAUACACAUGCACCGCUUGCAUCCGCCAUGAGCGUUCUUACGGCCAGACAGCAAGGUGAAAGUGGCAAAGUAGCGCGAGCCGCAGGAGGCGGCACCGAUGCCAGCGACGAGAUUGGAGCAGGGUCGGCUCUAACCGUCCGCAAGGGAUUGCAACGACCGCGUCGCGAUGCAGAUGGUAACGUCGUCGGAGGCGGUGCUAGCAGCAGCAAUUUCCUCGGCCAGCUCGAUGAAACCACGCCACAGGGUUCGUUCAUGACAGCCCGCACGCCGUCGCUCGCUAACGCUACGAUCGCCUCUUCCAUCCGCGCCGCCCGCGUCCAUGCCGAUGACGGUGUUGGUGCAGCCGCAGAGGGCACUAGCUUGAACAGCAGAGAUGCAGCACCCACGCCGGCCCCGCUUCCUCACCGCUUCACGCUCGUCAAGAACGGCAUGAAGCGGCCCAGCAACCUCACUGCUGCCGCGACAGCCGCCGCGAGCGGAAUUGCCGGCUCUGCAUUCGGCAGCCUUCUCCCGCCGGCCAUCAUGCUGACCAACGCCUUGGCCAAAUGCUGGGUGUGUGGCAAGCGUAUUGGCUGGAAGCCUUUCCUCGACUGCGACGACUGCCCGUACAAGACGCACGUUGCCUGCGGCGAGCUCGCCGAGGCGAACUGCGAGGAGAUCUGCUACCCGCCCCCGCGCUCAGGCAGCAGCACGCCCGUCGUCUCCGCCGAACAGGUCGCUGCGCGCAGGCUCUCGCGAAGCAAGUCGCCUGACCAGAUGUCUGUUUCGGCAGCCGCUGCAGCGCUGCGUGCGCAGAUGGCCAACUCGGAUUUGGCAGAGGCACAAGCACAAGCCGCCAGUGCUGGUGGGGCGAAGGAGAAGAGCGGCGGAGGAUUGAAGCUGAAGCUCAAGAGGAACAGCACAAGCCAGCCGCUGCCACCAUCCGGACCCGCGAUCCUGCAGGCGCCAGCGGCGAACAAGAAAGGCAUUCGCACAUAG